AGGGCAGAGCGCCGCAGGAGGAGGGUGGUUGUCGGUUUGGGUUGGUCGGAAGGGGAGGGCCGCCUCCGGAAAGCUGUGGUUACAGAAGGGGGGAGUUGGUGCUUGGCCAACAAACCCUGGAUCCCCUCUUCCCCCUCCCCCAGCGCACCAGCUGUCUCCUUUCUUUUUAUACUGUGGUGGGAAGUAGAGGGGCCCUGCUGGAAAUGAGAUUAUUUGAGGAAGAUGGUCUCCCCUGCUACCUAUUUGGAGGGAUGGGUCAGACCAAGCCCUGAGCCCACACCCCUGCCCCCUUCCCUGCCUGACACCCGGGACUUCUCAGAGGAGGAGAAACUGUGAGGGAGAAUACCCCGUCCCUCCCAGCUUCACAGAGGCUGACUGCAGCCCCUCCCCACGUGUCUGUUCCCGUCACCCCUUUCUCUCCGCUCCCCAUUCUUUCUGCUUCCUACCUUCCCUGGCUCCAGACCCCACAGGCCCCUUUCCCUCUGGCCCCCUGCUCUUCCCCCACCCAAAUCCUAACCUUCAUGUGUCAGAACAAAGGGUCCUUUCCUGUCUAGGGGCCAGCAGGGGCCUCCAGGACGGCCCUGGAGGCUGGGGUCCCCUUGGAGUCUCCAGGCCCCCAGCAUUGGCGUGUGUGGGGCAGGUGGAGUGGGAGAGAGGGAGAGGCGAUUUCUUUGUUCUGGGUAAGGAGAGGUGGCUGGCUUUGUGUGCAGGAUGGACUGGGAGAGGAGCUGGGCCGGGGGAGGAGGGCUGGGUGAGCAGGGAGGGGCUGACCCGGCUGGCUGGCAGUUUUGUAAGGAAGUUUUGCAGGAACUGAGGGUCCCGGGGUGGUUGAAGCUUUUAGGGGCACAGGAAGAGGUUCUAGGGUCAUGGAGGUUCAGGACCGAGCCGAGGAAGGGAAGUCACUGCUGCAGGGGUUGCUGGUGCCUGGGGAAGGGCCGGCUGGGCUCAGCAAAGGACAGAGAGAGGGGCCUGAGCUCAGUCCUGGCUUCCCUGGAACCGACCUUGGAUCCUGGAGGGGACAGAUCUGAAUGUGUGAAUCCCAUGCAAGCGUGUGACCUGUGUUGAGUGUGUGUGUGUGUGUGGCUGUCUGUCCCCAGAUGCUUUGGGUUGCUGUCUUGAGCCGCGGUCACCAGAUUAGGGGGCUCGAGCUUUCUGGAAGUAGUUCCAUUUUUAGCUUCCGUCUCUGGUUUGAGGGCCGUCUAGUAGCCUGAGUGAGCAGAUUGGCCAGGGCUCCUGGAGCUGGUGAGAGAUAUGGCUGAGGGAAGCUGGCUGGACCCUCCUGGGUUUGUUUGUGUGUCUUGGGGGAGGGGGUGCAGGCAGCAGCUGCCCCCUCCCAGCCCAGCCGGCCUGCCCUGUGCCAGGAGGGCAGGGAGUCCUGGCACGGCUAUUGUUCGCCUGCACAAAUGCCCGUCUGUUUGCCUCUCCCCCCCGCCCUCCCCUCUGCUGUCUCUCUCCUGACCCGACAGGUGUGGCCGGGCAGGGGGCAGGCUGGGGUCCAGGAGGCCUGAGUUUUCAGGGUCCCCGGCCUGAUUUUAUUCCCCAUGGCCCUUAGCGCCCCUCUGCUGCUCCGCCAGUGUGCCCCCUCCGCCCCCGUUGUCUGGCGUGUCAUUCUCAUUCAUCGAGCAAGCAUUUAUUAAGUGCCUUUGUGUGUCCGGUGAUGUCUUUCUGUGUUACGUUUCCGGCUUUGGCCACCUUCUCCUCGGGCUGCUGCCUUUAUCUUGUCGCCGGGAAGCUCACAAAGGAGCAGAGCCUGGCCUUCCUCUCAGUCCUGUGGCCAGGCACCCUCUGUCUGCUCAUUUCCCAGCCCAAAGCCCCCACCCCCACGACCCCCUGCACUCCACAGCCUAUGACUCUGCGCCCCGGCUGGUCAGGCGCUGAGCCGCAGGUGACUUGGAUCCCAGCGGGACCCUCGGGUGCCUUCUGGCCACCCUGCAGGGGCCUCACCAUCUUGAGGAAGGGGCUGUGGCUCUGAGCACCACAUGACUGCCCCGGAGGUCGUGGCGUGGACGCCCGGUGGAAGAAUGAGCGCCGGGGCCUUGCUGGGAGAGGCGCCCACCUGCCUGGGGGGCUCUGCCAUCCACUGCCGCCCACCAGGGAGCCCGGCUCCCAAUGCCUUCCUCACACACAGCACCAUUUUCCUCAUUUCGCCGCCGAGGGAGGCACAGUGCGGAGAAGGGGGAAGACGGGGACACUGCCCUCGUCCCCUCGCCUUUCUUGCCCCCAAGUGACCACGAUCUGGAGGGACAACGGAGGGGAGCUUUGGGUCGGCCUCUCCGGGCCCCCAGAGGAAACCCGCAGGGUCUAGGCUCAAAGGAAGUGGAGUAGAAAGAAGGGGGGGUGCUCCAGUGAGGACCGAGGGGUCCCCGGAGCGGGGUGAGGGUGCUGCUGGACCCCGGGCCUCAGUGUCCGCCGUCCCUCCUCGCAAUCGUCCUCCCUUCCCUUGCAAAUGUGCGCCCAGUGCCUGCUGGACAGGCCGCCGAGCCAGGGGACCGACCCAGUGUGCCUUCCUCCCUGCCUCCCGAUGCCAGGCUUCCGUGGGGGCGGAUGAGCAGGGCUGACCAGUCGGAGGACUGAGCCCCGAAGCAAGGGCUUCUGCAUGUUCGGCGUGGCCAGUGUAGAUCAGGGGUCGUGGCCCAGUGCUUGCCCCACAGGCUGUCCUGCGGGUGGGUUGGAGCCCAGCGGGACCGUCCUCAGAAUACCUGGGAAAGAGUAGGAUGGAGAGGCGGGCACCACUCACUGUGUCUCAGGGACAGCCUCCCCCCAGUGGCGGGUCCUGGGUCCUUCCGUCCCCCUGGCCGAGCCCUGGGGCGGGCACAGGCUGCCACAGGACAAUAGCACUAGGCGGUGCCAGGGCCGCUAGCUGCCCGAGGUGGGAUGUGCUGCUGUGGCUGCUGCCCGCUGCUGGCUCACCUACAGAGGGGGCCCCUCGGAGAGAGGACCCGCGAGAAGGAGAAGAUGAAGGAAGCCAAGGACGCCCGCUACACCAACGGGCACCUCUUCACCACCAUCUCCGUGUCGGGCAUGACCAUGUGCUAUGCCUGCAACAAAAGCAUCACGGCCAAGGAAGCCCUCAUCUGUCCAACCUGCAAUGUGACUAUCCACAACCGCUGUAAAGACACCCUCGCCAACUGCACCAAGGUCAAGCAGAAGCAACAGAAAGCUGCCUUACUAAAGAACAGCACUGCCCUCCAGUCUGUUUCACUGCGCAGUAAGACCGCCCCCCGGGAGCGGCCGAGCUCCGCCAUCUACCCCUCCGACAGCUUCCGGCAGUCUCUGCUCGGCUCUCGCCGCGGCCGCUCCUCCCUGUCUUUAGCCAAGAGCGUCUCCACCACCAACAUCGCUGGACACUUCAGUGACGAGUCCCCCCUGGGGCUGCGCCGAAUCCUGUCCCAGUCCACAGACUCCCUCAACAUGCGGAACAGGGCCCUGUCCGUGGAGUCCCUCAUCGACGAAGGUGCAGAGGUGAUCUACAGUGAGCUGAUGAGUGAUUUUGAGACGGACGAGAGGGACUUUGCGGCCGACUCCUGGAGCCUAGCCGUGGACAGCAGCUUCUUGCAGCAGCAGAAGAAGGAGGUGAUGAAACAGCAGGACGUCAUCUAUGAGCUCAUCCAGACGGAGCUGCACCACGUGCGGACGCUGAAGAUCAUGACGCGCCUCUUCCGCACGGGGAUGCUGGAAGAGCUGCAGCUGGAGCCCGGAGUGGUCCAGGGCCUGUUCCCUUGCGUGGACGAGCUCAGUGACAUCCACACACGCUUCCUGGGCCAGCUGUUGGAGCGUCGGCGCCAAGCCCUGUGCCCCGGCAGCACCAGGAACUUCGUCAUCCACCGCCUGGGGGACCUGCUCAUCAGCCAGUUCUCAGGUGCCAGCGCAGAGCAGAUGCGGAAGACCUACUCCGAGUUCUGCAGCCGCCACACCAAGGCCUUAAAGCUCUAUAAGGAGCUGUAUGCUCGGGACAAACGCUUCCAGCAGUUCAUUCGGAAGGUGACGCGUUCGGCCGUGCUGAAGCGGCAUGGCGUGCAGGAGUGCGUCCUGCUGGUGACCCAGCGCAUCACCAAGUACCCGGUGCUCAUCAAUCGGAUCCUCCAGCACUCCCACGGGACUGAGGAGGAGCGCCAGGACCUGAGCACAGCACUGGGGCUGGUGAAGGAGCUGCUAUCCAAUGUGGACCAGGACGUGCACGAGCUGGAGAAGGGAGCCCGCCUACAGGAGAUCUACCACCGUAUGGACCCCCGGGCCCAGACCCCCGUGCCUGGCAAGGGCCCGUUUGGCCGAGAGGAGCUUCUGAGGCGCAGGCUCAUCCAUGAUGGUUGCUUGCUCUGGAAGACGGCGACGGGCCGCUUCAAAGAUGUGCUAAUGCUGCUGAUGACAGACGUACUGGUGUUCCUCCAGGAGAAGGACCAGAAGUACAUCUUCCCUGCCCUGGACAAGCCCUCGGUGGUAUCGCUGCAGAAUCUGAUUGUACGGGACAUCGCCAACCAGGAGAAAGGGAUGUUUCUGAUCAGCGCGGCACCCCCUGAGAUGUAUGAGGUCCACACAGCAUCCCGGGAUGACCGCAGCACCUGGAUCCGAGUCAUUCAGCAGAGCGUCCGCGUAUGCCCAUCCAGAGAGGACUUCCCACUGAUUGAGACAGAGGAUGAGGCCUACCUACGUCGAAUCAAGACGGAGCUGCGACAGAAAGACCGGGCGCUGGUAGAGCUGCUACAAGAGAAGGUUGGGCUGUUCGCCGAGAUGACCCAUUUCCAGGUGGAAGAUGAUGGUGGCGGGGUGACCCUGCCCACCCUGCCCAGGGGCCUUUUCCGCUCCGAGUCCCUGGAGUGCCCUCGCGGGGAGCGGCUGCUGCAGGAUGCCAUCCGUGAGGUGGAGGGCCUGAAGGACCUCCUGGUGGGGCCCGGCGUGGAGCUGCUCCUCACGCCCCGGGAACCAGCCUUGCCCGUGGACCCGGACAGCGGCGGGAGCACGAGUCCUGGGGUCACCGCCAAUGGUGAGGCCAGAACCUUCAAUGGCUCGAUUGAACUCUGCAGAGCUGACUCCGACUCCAGCCAGAAGGAUCGGAACGGAAAUCAGCUGAGGGCUCCCCAGGAGGAAGCGUUACAGCGAUUGGUCAAUCUCUAUGGACUUCUGCACGGUCUCCAGGCGGCUGUGGCCCAGCAGGACACCCUGAUGGAAGCCCGCUUCCCCGAGGGCCCCGAGCGGCGGGAGAAGCUGACCCGAGCCAACUCCCGCGACGGGGAGCUCGGCCGCAGCGGGCCGGCCCCCGCGGCCCCCGACAAGCAGGCCACCGAGCUGGCCCUGCUGCAGCGUCAGCACGCGCUGCUGCAGGAGGAGCUGCGGCGCUGCCGGCGGCUGGGCGAGGAGCGCGCCACCGAGGCGGGCAGCCUGGAGGCCCGGCUCCGCGAGAGCGAGCAGGCCCGGGCCCUGCUGGAGCGCGAGGCCGAGGAGGCGCGCAGGCAGCUGGCCGCCUUGGGCCAUACCGAGCCCCCUCCGGCCGAGGCCCCCUGGGCCCGCAGGCCCCUGGACCCUCGGCGCCGCAGCCUCCCGGCCGGAGACGCCCUCUACCUGAGUUUCACGCCCCCGCAGCCCAGCCGAGGCCACGACCGCCUGGAUUUGUCUGUGACCAUUCGCUCUAUCCAUCGACCCUUUGAGGACCGAGAGAGGCAGGAGCUGGGCAGCCCCGAGGAGCGGCUGCAGGACAGCAGCGACCCCGACACGGGCAGCGAGGAGGAGGGGGGCAGCCGCCUGUCCCCUCCCCAUAGUCCGCGAGACUUCACCCGAAUGCAGGACAUCCCGGAAGAGACGGAGACUCGCGACGGGGAGCCUGUGGCUUCCGAGAGCUAAGGGGGCCCCUCCCCCGUCCUGUGCCCCCAUGAAGAACACACCGAGGGAGGCAAACUCUGGGGACUCCGAUCCGCCAAUGAUGAGGGAACAUUAGAACUGCUGAUUGUCCUUGUCAGCUCUUGGGCUCCUUGGACACCUGGGGCCGCUUAGGAAGCUGGAGGAAUUGGGCCGCAGCGCCCCCUGGUGGCAUCCAGAAGCUACACCACAGAUGCCAGUUUUUCAUGCCUUCUUCCCUCUACUUUAGGAAAAUUUAUUUAUUUAUUGUUUAUUAGUGACGCAGGGAGUGGGGAGAUUUAGAGCACCAGGGACAUGGGAACCAAGCCAUAGGGAUCAGGGGGCCUUGUCCUGUAACACUACUGGGGUUUAUUCAGGCUUAACCGUGCCGCUGCUGGGUUCUAACCCUGACGCCCCUCCUGGGCAACACCGUCUGUGAGGAGGGGCUGCACCGCAGGACCCUGCUGACCCCCCCCCCCCCGCCCCCCAAGAGGGGCUGUGGGCAGGGCCACGCCCCUCUCCCUCCCCCUCAGCCUCGCACUGCUCUUCUCCCUUGUCCCUCCUCCCCGGGAGCCCCAGGGACACCGCCUGGCUUCCGGAGCUGAUGGAGGAGGGGCUGAGGUGGCCCUAACGGCUUUGUUGGGGGGGGCGAGGGGAAAACCCACGGGACCAGAAUGUUUUUUUGUUGUCGUUGUUUUCUUUUUUGUACCAAAGCCAACUGCACGUGUUUUCUAUUUUUAAGAGAUGAUUUUAGGCAAUUAGAAACCACAGCCUUCUAUCUCCGAUUAUCAGAAGAGCUUGAGGGGUGGGGGGACCAUAUCCUCAUCUACAGUAAUGGGGGACCUAUUCUGACCUCUUCUCCAGCCGUUUGGGAAAAAUGUUCUAGGGUGAGUUGGGAAAUCUCCGUGAAGCCUGACCUCAUCCCCACCUCAGCAACCGGGACUGAAACCUCAGUGUGAAUUUUGGGGAUUUUUCAGUGGACCCCCAGUGCCCACCAGCCCCAGCCAUUUUCUGCCAAUUUGAUUGUUAAAAAAAGAAAAAAGAAAAAAAAAAGAUAAAGCAGGGAAAAUUAAAGACCUGGAACCCCA
Molecule: messenger RNA, 6917 nt
Organism: Leopardus geoffroyi (Geoffroy's cat)
Lineage: Eukaryota; Metazoa; Chordata; Mammalia; Carnivora; Felidae
Gene: ARHGEF2
Product: Rho/Rac guanine nucleotide exchange factor 2
Exons: 22
Coding region: 2875-5835 (986 amino acids)
Biological process (GO): cell morphogenesis; positive regulation of neuron differentiation; regulation of Rho protein signal transduction
Cellular component (GO): ruffle membrane; cytoskeleton
Molecular function (GO): microtubule binding; guanyl-nucleotide exchange factor activity
Source: RefSeq, a predicted model, not a curated record